Messenger RNA from Acanthopagrus latus (yellowfin seabream), 2228 nucleotides. RefSeq names its product succinate dehydrogenase complex, subunit A, flavoprotein (Fp) (gene sdha). The coding region runs from base 93 to 2084 and encodes 663 amino acids. Gene Ontology annotation, molecular function: succinate dehydrogenase (quinone) activity; flavin adenine dinucleotide binding; electron transfer activity. Lineage: Eukaryota; Metazoa; Chordata; Actinopteri; Spariformes; Sparidae. Gene Ontology annotation, biological process: tricarboxylic acid cycle; mitochondrial electron transport, succinate to ubiquinone. The transcript has 15 exons. The record is from RefSeq and is a predicted model, not a curated record.
GUGGGACCCCAUUUUUGGGAAGUGGUUUGGUCCAGUGCAACAGAAUAUGUGAACCUCAGCCGAGCCGCUGUGUAGGUCUCUCAUCUGACAACAUGGCGAGUGUUCGUUCCGCGUCCCGUCUCCUCUCCAAGAGGAUACUAUCUAAAACAAAGGCAAUCCCCGCUGCUGCGGUUCAGGGUUCCAGGAACUUUCAUUUCUCCAUCUAUGGGAAGAAGAAGAGUGCCAAAGUAUCAGAUGAUAUCUCUACUCAGUACCCAGUUGUGGAUCAUGAGUUCGAUGCUCUGGUGGUAGGAGCUGGAGGAGCAGGACUCAGGGCAGCUUUUGGUCUGUCCGAGGCUGGAUUCAACACUGCUUGCAUCACCAAGCUCUUCCCCACCAGGUCUCACACUGUUGCUGCACAGGGUGGAAUCAAUGCCGCUCUGGGAAACAUGGAGGAGGAUGAUUGGAGGUGGCAUUUCUAUGACACAGUGAAGGGAUCUGAUUGGCUGGGAGACCAGGAUGCUAUCCAUUACAUGACAGAGCAGGCUCCUGCCGCCGUGGUGGAGCUGGAGAACUUUGGCAUGCCGUUCAGCCGCACUGAGGAAGGUAAGAUCUACCAGAGGGCCUUCGGAGGUCAGAGUCUCAAGUAUGGAAAAGGAGGCCAGGCCCAUCGCUGCUGCUGCGUAGCAGACAGGACAGGACACUCUCUACUGCAUACGCUUUAUGGAAGGUCGCUUCGUUAUGACACCAGCUACUUUGUCGAGUACUUUGCCCUGGAUCUGUUGAUGGAAGAUGGAGAGUGUAAGGGAGUGAUUGCUCUCUGCAUGGAGGACGGAUCUAUUCAUCGCUUCAGAGCCCAGAACACUGUCAUUGCUACUGGGGGUUAUGGAAGGGCCUAUUUCAGCUGCACAUCUGCCCACACUAGUACCGGAGAUGGCAAUGCAAUGGUGACCAGAGCUGGUCUGCCCUGCCAGGAUUUGGAGUUUGUACAGUUCCAUCCCACUGGGAUCUACGGAGCUGGAUGUCUGAUCACAGAGGGUUGCCGUGGUGAGGGAGGCAUCUUAAUCAACAGCGAGGGAGAGCGCUUCAUGGAGCGCUAUGCACCCAAUGCCAAAGACCUGGCCUCCAGAGACGUGGUGUCCCGUUCCAUGACCAUAGAAAUCAGAGAGGGCAGGGGUGUUGGACCAGAGAAGGAUCACGUGUACCUGCAGCUUCACCAUCUGCCUCCUCAGCAGCUGGCCACAAGGCUGCCUGGUAUCUCCGAGACAGCUAUGAUCUUUGCUGGAGUCGACGUCACUAAAGAGCCCAUUCCUGUCCUGCCCACUGUUCACUACAACAUGGGUGGAGUACCCACAAACUACAAGGGACAGGUCAUCACUCACACCGAUGGAGCUGACAAGGUGGUUCCUGGACUGUAUGCCUGUGGUGAGGCGGCAUGUGCCAGUGUCCACGGCGCUAACCGGCUGGGCGCUAACUCUCUGCUGGACCUGGUGGUGUUUGGCAGAGCCUGCGCCCUCACCAUCGCAGAGGAGCACAAACCUGGAGAGAAACUGUCUCCUCUGAAGGCCAGUGCAGGAGAGGAGUCUGUGGCCAACCUGGACAAACUGAGGUUUGCCAAUGGAAGCCUGAGAACCUCUGAGAUCAGGCUCAACAUGCAGAAGACCAUGCAGGCCCACGCUGCUGUGUUCCGUACUGGCUCUGUUCUUAAGGAAGGUUGUGACAAGAUGGAUGCCAUUUACGGGACUCUGGAAGACCUCAAGACCUUCGACAGAGGUAUUGUGUGGAACACAGACUUGGUGGAAACAUUGGAGCUGCAGAAUCUGAUGCUCAACGCUGUCCAGACCAUACACUCCGCUGAGCAGAGAAAGGAGAGCAGGGGUGCACAUGCCAGAGAGGACUUCAAGGACCGUGUGGAUGAGUAUGACUACUCAAAGCCCCUGCAGGGUCAGGAAAAGACACCCUACGAUCAGCACUGGAGGAAACACACUCUGUCCUACGUUGACCCUAAGACUGGAAAGGUGACUCUGAAGUAUCGUCCAGUUAUUGACCAAUCUCUGGAUGAGCAGGACUGUGCCCAUGUCCCUCCUGCCAUCCGCUCCUACUAAGAAGAUCCCCCUUUCCCUCUCCUUACCUCCAGUUCAGUCAUUUAUUUACUAUUUAUGGAUAUACCUUUCCCAAAAUAGGGAUGGCAUUUUGGGACAAAUUAUGUUUAUGGCUGAACAUGUAUAUCCAUUUAGAGAAGUUAAAUA